Oryzias melastigma (Indian medaka) is the source of this 1344-nucleotide messenger RNA. RefSeq names its product small nuclear RNA activating complex, polypeptide 3 (gene snapc3). Gene Ontology annotation, biological process: snRNA transcription by RNA polymerase II; snRNA transcription by RNA polymerase III. Lineage: Eukaryota; Metazoa; Chordata; Actinopteri; Beloniformes; Adrianichthyidae. The record is from RefSeq and is a predicted model, not a curated record. Gene Ontology annotation, molecular function: RNA polymerase II cis-regulatory region sequence-specific DNA binding; core promoter sequence-specific DNA binding; bent DNA binding. Gene Ontology annotation, cellular component: snRNA-activating protein complex. The transcript has 9 exons. The coding region runs from base 41 to 1189 and encodes 382 amino acids.
UUCUACGUGUUGUUUUCGUUUCGUCCUCUGGUUUAGAAAGAUGGCGGCAUCCCAGCAGUCGACGGUUCCAAACUCAAACAUCCCUGAAUAUGAAUACAUCGCCAUUAACACCAAACCCUUUCACAUCGGCUCUUUCCGAGACGAAUGGCUGAAAAGACUGAAGCCCAAAGAUUACUCAUACCAACAGGAGGACACAGAAACAUUUGAAGCUAACUUUGCGGAAGCGAUGGGGAUCCGUGAGGAGACCAUGGCUGAGCUCAGAUCCGUCUGCAGUCUGGAUUCCCUUCGUUGCCACGCUGAAGAUGAGCAGCCUGAUACAGAAGUUGUGCCUCCAGGCUCCACACUGAAAACUCUGAUACAAAGAAAAAAAAGACAAGAUCACAAAGCUUCUCUAAAAUUCCCAAAGAACCGACAUGAUCUCUAUGCUGAUGAGCUGGAGCGUCUUAUUGUUGGCAGGACACCAAAAACUGAGAGUGACCUGAUUCCUGAAGGAGAAAUCAUUCUCACCAUCAAUGUGUACUACCCAGCUGUUUUUGAGAAGUUUAGUUACAUCCGCCCCCACAUGACUCUGCUCAUGAUGGGCUCCCACAACCUCACCGAGCUCAGAGAUGCUAUUUGCUGCAUCAGCGACUUGCAAGUGUGUGGCGAGUUCAGCGGGACACCAGACGUGGCUCCAGAUUUCAUCUGCAAAGAUCAUUUCAAGUCGGCCUUCUUCUUCUUUGAAGGAGUUUUCUACAAUGACAUGCGAUUCCCCGAGUGCCGGGACAUCAGCGUAACGACUGUAGAGUGGGCCAAAUCCCAUAACUUCCCACCAUUCACCCAAGCCAAGAUGGAGGACACGCUGUUACAGGAUCUGAGGCUGAAGGUGGGCUUCCCGUACCUGUACUGUCAUCAGGGAGACUGUGAACAUCUGGUGAUCAUCACAGACGUCAGGCUGGUCAACAAAUACGACUGCUUAGAUAAGAAGCUGUACCCUCUGCUCACACACAAACACAGAGUCCUCACACAGAAGUGUGCCGUCUGCCAUCUCUUCAUUGCCAGAUGGUACACCACCAGCGACCAGUUUGCUCCCAGUGACCCGUGUCUCUUUUGUGACAAAUGCUUCCGGAUGCUGCACUAUGAUGCUGACGGCAGGAAACUAGGAGAGUUCUCAGCUUAUCCUUACGUGGAUCGAGGCGCAUUCAACUGAGACUGUUCUGUGCUGAAGCCUCAGGGAAUUUAUGUUUGACUGUUUGAGCAGUUGAAUGUUCUUUAUUUCUGAUAGAAAUGUUUAUGUUUUUGUGCUCAAACAGGCUGUGGAUUUGUUCAGAGCGUUUUUGAAAUAAAGCUGAACUUUUUUCGUUU